AUGUCGGCCAACUUCCUGCACAUGCUGGAAAACAUGCAGAAGCGGUCCAACCGCACCAUAGAGGAUCUUCGAGACUCGGAUGACCAGCUCGCAGGCAUGGACGGCAUGGAACUCCGGGGAUGGGCGCAAGCCAAUCCCACGGCGCCGAGCCGCGAUCUCAAAGACCCUGUCGGCCAGACUCUGCUCGCCGCCUUCAACGGCGAGUUUGACGCGCUAAAGAACUACUGCGAGAUGAUGAUCAAGCAGCUCGGCGGCGACGAUACUGCCCGCGAGACCGUCAGACAAGACGUAUAUUCCAAGCACUGGGGUCCCACCAGAACCCCCAUCUACGCAAUGCUGCUACCUGCACUACACAUGCUGCCUGCGAACAAGCAGGAGCUCCUCGGCAUUGCAAAGUACCUAGUCAACGACCUCAAGGUGCCUGUUGACGGCAGGGACGUGCUGGGGUCGACGGCGCUGUUCUGGGCCAUAUCCACCAAGCCCUAUGUGCAGCCUGAAUACGCGCAGCUCCUCUUCGACGCGGGCGGCUCGGUAAACGCGAAAAACAGAUUCAAUGCUACGGCUGCGAGUGAAAUUGCUCAGGCAGAUAUCCACGGCGACACGACCAAGAACGUGCAGAUGAUGAAGUGGUAUGUGCAGCAUGGCGGCGAUGUCGAUAACAAAGAUACAGAUGGUAUGAGCGUCAAGAUUCUCGUUGAAAUGAUGCGGAAAAAGGUGCCGGAUAUGGCGCGAGUUAUUCAGGAGGGCAGGGGAGAGAGAAAGGAGGGCGAGUGUGCGACGUGUGGGAGGGCAAUGAUGCGCCUGGAUCCCAACGGCUCGGCAUCUACGUUUCCCAAGCGGGCAGCCCUGCCACACAGCGCGGGGACGCCUCCAGGAAACGCGUGGUUCUGGGGCGGCGGCGACGAGCUAGGGAGAUUGAACUUGCUUACACCGCAACGAACGCUGAAGACGGUACAGGAAAGCGUGCAAACGGGGGAGUCUAUUUCGCUGGACCUUCCGCUGAACGAGCCGAGUCCCACGUUGUUUGGGCGGCAGCCGCUGCAGCAUCGCAUACGGCCGAUUGGCAAGGGGGCUUACGACGACGAGGUGUCGUAUAAUACGCAGAGCAGCAGCCAGUGGGACGGGUUCCGCCAUUUUGCGCACCCUGUGUAUGAGUGCCACUACAAUGGCGUCGUGUCAGACGACAUCAUGGGCAGUGUGGAGCAGGAUGGCGGCAAGGAUGCGCCUGGGCGAUCGAGAAAGCUCGGCAUCGAUGCGUGGGCCAAGAAGGGCAUCAUCGGUCGUGGUGUGCUCCUUGAUGUCUACGCUUGGGCGAGAAAACAGGACAAAGAGUACGACACGUUUGCCGCACAUGCUAUUACAACAGAGGACCUACAGGCGUGCGCAAAGAGCCAGGGAACGGAGCUGAGGACGGCGGAUAUCCUGUUGGUGCGGACGGGGUGGCUAGCGACGUACAACGCCUUGUCGGCGGCGCAAAAGUCUGAGCGCAGCAAGUUAGCAGUUCACGAGCAUUUCUACGCCGGGCUUGCUGCAGACGACGCAAUGAAGGACUUUCUGCACGACGGCUACUUCGCCGCGGCCGCCACCGACAAUGCGAAUUUCGAGGUUUGGCCCCCCGAGAGCUUCGAAGCGAGCUUGCAUGCCUGCAUGCUUAGUCUAUGGGGCAUGCCGAUUGGCGAGCUGUGGGACUUUGAGGGGCUAGCAAAGAGAUGCGAGAGCGAGCAACGACGGUCCUUCUUGCUCGUCAGUAAGCCGGGGGAUGUACCAGGGGGCGUGGGUAGUGCUCCCAACGCAGUAGCGAUCUUUUGAUCAAGGGGGCCAGGGCUCUCGUGAACCGGCGGGUUCUAGUAAGCACGUAAGGCUCAUAAAGCUGCUUUGACCAGUUCUUGGGCACGUGUAGGCGAUACCUCAUGUGGACUUUGUGGACCGCAAGUUGGGUUUUUGUCUACUUGCCAUGCAAGUACAGGUGUAGUACUAUGAGGCCAGACUCACCGUAGAUUCUCCUUAGGUGUCGUUCUAUU
Exserohilum turcica Et28A is the source of this 2021-nucleotide messenger RNA. RefSeq lists its product as uncharacterized. Gene Ontology annotation, molecular function: arylformamidase activity. The transcript has 3 exons. The record is from RefSeq and is a predicted model, not a curated record. The coding region runs from base 1 to 1809 and encodes 602 amino acids. NCBI's taxonomy places the organism in Eukaryota, Fungi, Ascomycota, Dothideomycetes, Pleosporales, Pleosporaceae.